Notothenia coriiceps (black rockcod) is the source of this 2936-nucleotide messenger RNA. It is a transcript of the gene srpk1a, whose product is annotated as SRSF protein kinase 1a. Bases 56 to 2026 code for a protein of 656 amino acids. The transcript is spliced from 16 exons. Gene Ontology annotation, cellular component: nucleus; cytoplasm. Gene Ontology annotation, molecular function: protein serine/threonine kinase activity; ATP binding. Gene Ontology annotation, biological process: peptidyl-serine phosphorylation; intracellular signal transduction; spliceosomal complex assembly. The record is from RefSeq and is a predicted model, not a curated record. Lineage: Eukaryota; Metazoa; Chordata; Actinopteri; Perciformes; Nototheniidae.
GGAACAUUCGAUCACUGGUCGUGUAGCUAACAGCUAAGCUACGAGUCCAGCCAACAUGGAGAGAAAAGGUAACCCUUCACAACGACACGCCGUACAUCUUCUAGCACUCCAGGCGAGGAAGAAGAGAGGGAAAGCCAAGAAGACCAGCAAAAAACAACCACCCACUACCAGAGCUCGACAGCUGACCCAGCAAGAAGCCUCGCCGCAGGAACCCGAGGAACCUGAGGAGAUCCUGGGCUCUGAUGAUGAGGAGCAGGAGGACCCCAAUGACUACUGCAAAGGUGGCUACCACAGUGUGAAAGUGGGAGACCUUUACAACGGAAAAUACCAUGUUAUCCGGAAACUGGGAUGGGGACACUUCUCCACCGUGUGGCUCGCCUGGGACGUCCAGGUGAAGAGGUUUGUUGCAAUGAAGGUGGUGAAGAGCGCAGAGCACUACACUGAGACCGCAGUGGAUGAGAUCAAACUCCUCAGAUCUGUCAGAAACUCAGACCCUAAUGACCCUAACCGGGAGAUGGUGGUGCAGAUGGUGGACGACUUCAAGAUCUCCGGUAUCAACGGAACACAUGUCUGCAUGGUGUUCGAGGUGUUGGGGCAUCACUUAUUAAAGUGGAUAAUAAAGUCCAAUUACCAGGGCCUGCCCCUGCCGUGUGUGAAGAGCAUCAUAAGACAGGUGCUUCAAGGCCUGGACUACCUGCACACAAAGUGUCAGAUCAUCCACACGGACAUCAAGCCGGAGAACAUCCUGAUGAGCGUGGAUGAGCCUUAUGUCCGGAAGCUCGCAGCUGAAGCCACCGAGUGGCAGAGGGCCGGGGCGCCUCCUCCCUCCGGCUCAGCAAUAAGCACAGCGCCUGCUCCAAAACAGGUAGUAAAAAUGUCCAAGAACAAGAAGAAGAAGUUAAAGAAGAAGCAGAAGCGUCAGGCAGAGCUUCUGGAAAAGUGCAUCUUGGACCUGGAGGAAAUGGAAAAGACCACAGAGACACGAGACGAUGAAGAAGAGGAAGAUGAGGACCCAGAGUCUCCAAAGGGACGGGCCUGCGCUCCUCUCAGACAGGUGUCUUAUCUGGAGCUAGGAGAUGAGGAAACUGAGGAGAGCAGUGAGAAUGCAGAUGUCAUGAGGGUGGGACCAGAGGGGCUGUUGGAGGUGAACUGUAACGGCCAUGUGCCGGUGGAACAGAGGCAGUCUCAGUGGAGGGACGAAGACCAACACAAUGGCAACGCAGAGCCCAAAGAAAAAUGUGCCAGUCAGGAGGAGCAACACGAGGAGCAACACGAGGAGUCUCCUGUUCACUUAAUCUGCAACGGUGUGGACUCUGCAGAUCUCAAGGAGCUGAACACGGACAGUGAAGGCAGGGGAGCUCACAGCAGCGGAUUACAUGGGAGACGCCUCCCUGCUGGGAUGGAGGACAGAGGGCUGAAGCAAAGCAUUCUGCAAGAGGAGGGGGAGGACGGGCCCGAAGAUGUGGACGGCAAGCUAACUGCAGGAUCCCUGCUAGUUAACCCCCUUGAGCCACUCAAUUCAGACAAGAUCAAGGUCAAGAUUGCAGACUUGGGAAACGCCUGCUGGGUGCACAAGCACUUUACAGAAGACAUCCAGACACGGCAGUACCGGUCCUUAGAGGUGCUGAUAGGGGCCGGAUACAGCACACCGGCCGAUGUAUGGAGCACUGCCUGCAUGGCUUUUGAGCUCGCCACAGGGGACUACUUGUUUGAACCUCAUUCUGGGGAAGAUUAUUCCAGGGAUGAAGACCAUAUAGCGCUGAUCAUUGAGCUGCUGGGGACUGUCCCACGCAAACUCAUAAUGUCCGGCAAAUAUUCCAAGGAUUUUUUCACCAAAAAAGGGGAUUUGAAACACAUCACCAAGCUGAAGCCCUGGGGGCUCAUGGAGGUGCUGGUGGACAAAUACGAGUGGCCCCGUGAAGAAGCUGAGUGCUUCACCGACUUCCUGCUUCCCAUGCUGGAUCUGAUCCCAGAGAAGAGAGCCACGGCCGCAGAGUGCCUGCGUCACCCCUGGCUCACCCUCUAGUGGACACCUCCAGCCACUGCACCUCCCCCCUCCUCCCACUCUCUCCAGAGACUGCAACAGAUCACUUUCCAGUUUGGGCAUAUCAAAUGAAUAUUUAUUUCUCUUUUUUCCGUUGUUUUUGGAUUUCUUAUGUUGUUAUUGAACUAAUGCUUCUGUGUAUGUUUGCUUUGUAUUUGUUGGUUCUUCUCUCGGUGUGAUGACGUUAGGACUUCAGUGGAUAAUAUUACUUUGUGGUCAUGUCGGCUCCAACCUGCUGUGCUCCGUUCCUCCACCCAACUAAGCAAUCCUGUUAUUGUACUGCUAGUGACUCAUCCUUGUUACACUCCUGCACUAAAACCCAAACAAAUUAAGGAUAUGUAGCCUCUCAUUCUGUCCCCUUAAAAUGAUUUGCUGUCUCUUCUUUUCUUGUGCAUUCUCAUUAGUGCUGUGUUGUUUUUUUAUGAAUAAGUUUAUCUUAUAUUACACAUGUAAGGUAUACAUUUUGUAUUUGUAAAGUAGGCGUAGGAAGUUGCACACUGGGCUAACAUUUACGCUGACUGUGGUUUCUCACUGAGACAUCCACUGUCUGAUAAUGUAGGUCAUGUUAUUUAGCCCUAACAAAUCCAUUGUCACCUGGUACUUAGUGAGGUUAGUUAAUUAUAAUAAAAGGUCUUUCAUUCCCAUGGGAGGCUGGUAUUCUCAUACAACUAUUACAAUUCAGGAAUAUAGUGUUUUAAAGGUUUCAACAAGACAACACGUUAAGAAGCCCAAUUUAGAGGAAAAAAAGUGAAAAUAAAGUGUAUAUAUCUGUACCAAAGAGUUUGCCUUUAUGUAUAUUACAGUUAUGUACAGUUUUUAACAAAUCUUAUAUCUUAGCUAAAAUUAUUUAGCUAGGUAGCUGUGUUUUAAUAAAGCAUAUGGAAGAAGUGUU